AUGUCAUUCCAAGUGGUUUCAGAGCGGCUUGCAGCUCUUCAAGAAUCGAACGGGCAACUAAAACAACUCAUCGAACGCCUCGCCACCAUCGAUUUCCAGCCCGGUUCCGUACCUCUUGACAAUGAAGAAGGAAACGUCAUGACUGAGCUUACAACGGAAAUCCAGCAGAUGUUAAAAUACCAGGAUGAGGAUUUCGAGUUAUUACAAGAGGAUAUCAAUGAUUUGCCCGGGAGGCCAGGAAGCGAAUUGGCGCAGCAGAGGGAGGGGCUAGAUCAUGUUGCUAAGAGAGCUAUGAGAGAGUUGAAAGGAUGCGGAUUCUCUUUCCGUAAUGCCCAAUUAUCUGCGCGACGCAAACUCCAAGUCGCCCAACGCGAGGAGCGGGAACUGCUCCUACAGUCCUACAUCAGCGAGCCUUCCUCCCCAUCUUCACCCGGCCCUACACCGAUACAACAGCGCCAUCGGCGGACGCACCAUACGGAGCUCUCGAAGGAAGAACGAGAAGUCAACGCCACUAGUGAUGUUACAGCUACCUUGCGACGCACGCACGAUAUGAUGGCUUCCGAGCUGUCACGCUCCCAAUUCGCACACGAUACACUGAAGGAGUCAACUGCGGCAUUAGCCCAACUCUCGGAAACAUAUUCAACAUUAGAUACCCUAUUAUCGAGUUCGAAGAAUCUCCUAGGCACGUUGUUGAGAAGCCAGAAGAGCGAUACGUGGUAUUUAGAGACAGCAUUUUAUAUCCUGCUAGCUACGAUUGUCUGGCUCGUCUUUAGACGUAUUUUAUAUGGGCCUAUGUGGUGGCUGAUGUGGUUCCCUAUGAAGAUCUUCUUCAGGAGCUUAUUGGGUGUGCUCGCGGCUGUGGGGGUUACUGGCGGAUCUUCAAAUGUUGAUGUCGCCUCUAGUUCUUUGGCCAGUAGCACGUUGAUUGUUCAUAAUAGCGCGACUGGGAGACUAUCCGCACCAUCUAUGGCUGGAGGGAGGGUACCUAGCGUUAACGUUGGCGGGAGAGGAGGACCAUUGCCAACAAACACUCCGCAGAGAGGUGACCCAUCUCAGGCGAAUGUCUCCGAACAGGUUGGGAAGAUCAUUGAUGAAAGUCAUGAUGGACAUGGCACAGAUGAAGGGCCAAAGGCGGAUGAUUCCGCGCAUGAGAAUCAAGCAGAGUAUCAACCGAAUCCUAAGAAGCGAAUGUGGGAAGAGGAGAAGGAGGCUGCGAAGGAGGCCGAGAGAAAGAAAGACGAGUUAUAG
Molecule: messenger RNA, 1248 nt
Organism: Venustampulla echinocandica
Lineage: Eukaryota; Fungi; Ascomycota; Leotiomycetes; Helotiales; Pleuroascaceae
Exons: 2
Coding region: 1-1248 (415 amino acids)
Biological process (GO): retrograde vesicle-mediated transport, Golgi to endoplasmic reticulum
Cellular component (GO): SNARE complex; endoplasmic reticulum
Molecular function (GO): SNAP receptor activity
Source: RefSeq, a predicted model, not a curated record